Pipra filicauda (Wire-tailed manakin) is the source of this 3755-nucleotide messenger RNA. RefSeq names its product WD repeat-containing protein 7-like. Gene Ontology annotation, molecular function: protein binding. The transcript has 21 exons. Gene Ontology annotation, cellular component: cytoplasm. The record is from RefSeq and is a predicted model, not a curated record. The annotation marks the transcript as partial. NCBI's taxonomy places the organism in Eukaryota, Metazoa, Chordata, Aves, Passeriformes, Pipridae.
GUUACGGGGUGACGCUUCUGCUUUUUUUUUAAUACAGGCAUAAUAACAUUAUUAUUUACCUAAUAACACGUAAAUGUCACUUCGGGGUGUCUCAUAACGGCGCUUUCCCUGCUCAGAACGACAGACUCUGCUCCCGGCUGUUAUAACUUCAAGGCCCUUCAGCAAUCGUUAUUUAACACAUCAAGCCGGCGGGCGGGAUGGCCGGGAACAGCCUGGUGCUGCCCAUCGUGCUGUGGGGCCGCCGCGCCCCCACGCACUGCGUGUCCUCCCUGCUGCUCAUGGACGGCGCCACCGUCAUCGUCACCGGCUGCCACGACGGCCAGAUCUGCCUCUGGGACCUCAGCCCGGACCUGCAGAUUAAUCCCCGAGCUCUACUGUUUGGUCACACGGCCUCAGUUACUUGUUUAUCCAAGGCCUCAGCUUCCAGUGAAAAACAAUAUAUAGUGAGUGCAUCUGAGAGUGGGGAGAUGUGCCUGUGGGAUGUGAACGAUGGGAGAUGCAUCGAGUUCACCAAACUGGCCUGCGCGCACACGGGAAUUCAGUUCUAUCAGUUCACAGUCGGCUCGCAGCGGGAAGGGAGGCUCCUAUGCCACGGGCAUUAUCCCGAAAUUCUGGUGGUGGAUGCCACCAGCCUGGAAGUUCUUUAUUCCCUGAUAUCCAAGAUCUCUCCUGACUGGAUCAGCUCCAUGAGCAUCAUCCGAUCCAACAGGACACAAGAGGACACCGUGGUGGCCGUUUCCGUGACCGGCAUCCUGAAAGUCUGGAUCAUCACCUCGGAAGUCAGUCGGCUCCAGGAUACCACGCCUGUGUUUGAGGAGGAAUCCAAGCCCAUCUACUGCCAGAACUGUCAGAGCAUUUCCUUCUGCGCCUUCACCCAGCGCUCGCUUCUGGUCGUGUGCUCCAAGUACUGGAGAGUUUUUGAUGCUGGGGAUUAUUCCCUUUUAUGUUCAGUUCCCAGUGAAAACAGUCAGACCUGGACUGGUGGGGACUUUGUGGCAGCUGACAAAGUGAUUGUGUGGACAGAGGAUGGACAAAGUUUCAUCUAUAAAUUACCAGCCAGCUGCCUCCCAGCCAGCGACUCGUUCCGCAGGGACGUGGGGAAAGCCGUGGAAAACCUGAUCCCACCUUUGCUGUACAGCGUGUUGGACAGGGCAGAGAAACAGCUCCUGAUAUGUCCUCCAGUCACUCGCUUCUUCUGUGGCCAGGGAGAGUUCUCCUACAAGCUGCUGAUCCAAGGAGACUCCUCGGGGAGAUUGUGCAUCUGGAGCGUGCCCGACGCUCUGGAACAGCGAGAGAGUGCAAGAGGCCUGCCAAGCACCACCUCCAUCUCCCUGCAGGAAGCUUUCGACGAGCUGAGCCCUCGCCCCGCGGGCAUCAUCGACCAGCUGAGCGUGGUGCCCGGGCUGGGCGAGCCGCUGCGGGUGACGGCCAGCGUGUACAUCCCGGCCCACGGGCGCCUGGUGUGCGGCCGCCAGGACGGCAGCGUGGUCAUCGUGCCCGCCACCCAGACCGCCAUCGUCCAGCUGCUCCAGGGAGAGCACAUGCUCCGCAGGGGUUGGCCGCCCCACCGGACGCUGCGGGGCCACCGGAACAAGGUGACGUGCCUGCUAUACCCUCACCAGGUGUCCUCCCGCUACGACCAGCGCUUCCUGGUCUCGGGAGGGGUGGACUUCUCCGUCAUCGUCUGGGACAUCUUCUCGGGGGAGAUGAAGCACAUCUUCUGCGUGCACGGCGGCGAGAUCACCCAGCUCCUCGUGCCGCCCGACAACUGCAGCGCCCGAGUGCAGCACUGCGUCUGCUCCGUCGCCAGCGACCACUCGGUGGGCCUGCUGAGCCUGCGGGAGAAGAAGUGCAUCAUGUUGGCCUCCCGCCACCUCUUCCCCAUCCAGGUCAUCAAGUGGAGACCCGCCGAUGACUACCUGGUGGUGGGCUGCUCCGACGGCUCCGUGUACGUCUGGCAGAUGGACACCGGCGCCCUGGACCGGUGCGUGAUGGGCAUCACGGCGGUGGAGAUCCUGAACGCCUGUGACGAGGCCGUGCCCGCCGCCGUGGACGCCCUCAGCCACCCCGCCGUCAACCUGAAGCAGGCCAUGACCCGCCGCAGCCUGGCCGCCCUCAAGAACGUGGCCCACCAGAAGCUGCAGACCUUGGCCACCAACCUCCUGGCUUCCGAGGCCUCCGAUAAGGGGAAUUUACCCAAAUACUCCCACAAUUCCCUGAUGGUCCAGGCCAUCAAGACCAACCUGACAGACCCCGACAUCCACGUGCUGUUCUUCGACGUGGAGGCCCUGAUCAUCCAGCUGCUGACGGAGGAGGCGUCCCGGCCCAACGCCGCCCUCGUCUCCCCGGAGAACCUCCAGAAGGCCUCCGGCGCCUCCGACAAGGGCGGCUCCUUCCUGACCGGCAAACGGGCGGCCGUGCUCUUCCAGCAGGUCAAGGAGACCAUCAAGGAGAACAUCAAGGAGCACCUGCUGGAUGACGAGGACGACGAGGACGACGCGCUGAGGCAGAGGAGGGAAGACGGCGACCCGGAAUAUCGCGCCAGCAAAUCCAAACCGCUUACCCUGCUGGAGUACAACCUGACCAUGGACACGACCAAGCUCUUCAUGUCCUGCCUGCACGCCUGGGGCCUCAACUCCGGGCUGGAUGAGCUGUGCCUGGAGCGCCUGGGAAUGCUGAAGCCUCACUGCUCCGUGUCCUUCGGCCUCGUGUCCAGAGGAGGCCACAUGUCCCUGAUGCUGCCCGGCUACAACCGGCCCGUGGGCGGAGCAGGCGGGGAGCCGGGCGGGAAGGUGUCCGGCGCCGAGGGGCCGGGCAAGGGCACCUACGGCGUGUCCCGCGCCGUCACCACCCAGCACCUGCUCUCCGUCAUCUCCUUGGCCAACACCCUGAUGAGCAUGACCAACGCCACCUUCAUCGGCGACCACAUGAAGAAAGGGCCCACCAGGCCACCCAGACCUGGCACCCCCGAGCUGGCCAGAGCGAAGCCACCACCCCCUCCCGUUUCCAGCCAAGGACAAAUUAAACAAGUUGCUCCUGCUGCUCCUUCUAACCUGGAAUCUGGGCACUCUGACACUGCUCCUCCUUUACAUUCCUGUUUCUUAGUCAAUGAAGGCUGGAGCCAGCUGGCAGCCAUGCACUGUGUGAUGCUCCCGGACCUGCUGGGCCUGGAGAAGUUCCGCCCCCCUCUCCUGGAGAUGCUGGCGCGCCGCUGGCAGGACCGAUGCUUGGAGGUGCGGGAGGCGGCGCAGGCGCUUCUCCUGGCCGAGCUGCGGCGCAUCGAGCAGGCGGGACGCAAGGAGACCAUCGACGCCUGGGCCCCCUACCUGCCCCAGUACAUGGACAGCGUCAUCUCCCCUGGAGUGCCCACAGAAGCUGCUCAGACUGGCACUGCCAGCCCAGAAUCCGUGGGCACAGAGGGCAAAGUGCAGGAGGAGGAGCAGGACCUGGGGGAUGAUGAUAUUGCAGCGGGGUGUCUCUCGGGCCUCCCCCAGCCCAAGAAGGUCUCCACGUCCUACGAGGAGCGGCGCAAACAGGCCACGGCCAUCGUCCUGCUGGGGGUCAUCGGGGCCGAGUUCGGCGCCGAGAUCGAGCCCCCCAAACUCCUGACCCGGCCCCGCAGCUCCAGCCAGAUUCCCGAGGGAUUCGGCCUCACCAGCGGCGGAUCCAACUAUUCCUUGGCCAGGCACACGUGUGAGUACCCCCAGCUGCAAACUCCUUCCUUGACAUCCCUUUUCCCCCUGGGAAAGGGGAAG